This is a messenger RNA of Laccaria bicolor S238N-H82, 1704 nucleotides long. RefSeq lists its product as uncharacterized. The transcript is spliced from 8 exons. The record is from RefSeq and is a predicted model, not a curated record. The coding region runs from base 1 to 1704 and encodes 567 amino acids. Gene Ontology annotation, molecular function: 5'-flap endonuclease activity; crossover junction DNA endonuclease activity. NCBI's taxonomy places the organism in Eukaryota, Fungi, Basidiomycota, Agaricomycetes, Agaricales, Hydnangiaceae.
AUGAGCGUACCUGGACUCUCUGAGAUUUUGGAACCAGCUUGGUGUGAGGAAAAUCUGACCAAGUUUGCACUCACAGAAGGCUUUCAGUUGAACCCCCACGGUGACAACAUGGUUCGCGUUGGCGUCGACGUUAGCGUGUGGAUCUGUCAAGCACAAGCCGCCGCCCAUUCUCAGGCUGGCGAAAAUCCAGGCCUCCGCACCAUUUUUUACCGGAUUUGCCGCCUCCUCGUUAACUCCAUCCUUCCCAUCUUCGUCGAGGAUGGACCUGGUCGUCCUCGUGUAAAGCAUGGAGUGAACGUCAAAGCCGACAAGCUGCACUGGAUGGAACACUACAUGGAGGAUUUUGCGCGAGAAGCUGGGUGCCCCAUAUAUCGUGCCCCCGCAGAGGCAGAGGCAGAGCUGGCCCAGUUGACUGCACAUGGUCUAAUUGAGGCCGUCCUUACCACCGACUUCGAUGUCUUCCUUUUUGGGGGCACAUGCAUGAUCAAGCUCCCGAACGUCAAAGCGGAUGGCGACAACAUUAUAUGCUACAACUCAACCGACAUCCAGGACCUGGCAUCUCUCAACUGUGCCAAGCUAAUCUUCAUUGUGAUUUUGAGCGGCGGUGACUAUGAUCAGAUUGGCCUCCCUGGAUGCAGCUCCAAGAUUGCUUAUCAGCUGGCCCAGGGAGGCCUAGCUGACUCGCUUUUUGAAGCUGUGAACAAACUCACUCAACACGAACUCCAAGACUUCCUCGACGACUGGCGCAAAAAGCUUGCAAACGAGCUACUCUACGACCCACAUGGUGUAAUGGGUAUGAAGCACCCUGCACUAGCCCACAACAUCCCCUCGGACUUCCCCAAGCUUGACGUCCUUCGGCUUUACACCCACCCACUUACCUCCUGGUCAGACUAUGGCAACAGCCCUGAUACGACAUCGUGGGGGCUCCACCAGCUGAACCUGGCCAAUCUUGCAGUCUUGUGCGAGAAGUCAUUUUCGUGGGGAUCUGCUGGCAUCAUCAUUCCUCAUUUUUGCAUGAAUGUCUGGCCAGCAGCCAUGAUGCGGAUGCUCCUCAAUCCCAUUGAUACUCCCGGAUCAGUUGAUAGCCGCCUCACGUGCUCUUCUCUGUUUCGUAUUGCACGGGAGAAGAUUGGUCCAGGUGGGCCAAAUUCUGGUGCUAUUGUGCCUGGCUUCAGUGUUGAGACAGCAACAUUGGCUCUCAUCCACAAGACCGUUUCGAACCUCAACGAGGACAUGCGUAGGAAGGCCCUUCAGCAACACCGACCUCCCCAGUACUUUUGGAUCCCAUAUACAAUUCUCAAGGCUAGGGUUCCCAAUCUAACCAAUGAAUAUUAUGCACAUACACGUAAGAAGAAAUCAAAACCUUCCAGGCCACAACGGAUUUACACGGACUCUGAUGAUGGCGUUAUCAUGUCUAUGGCUCCUGACACUGGGGCAUUGAGCACUCGUGCAAAUCCUGCAACAGCCCCCAACUCCACGGCAUUGGGCUCUCAUAUCGGUCCUCUGGCUCAGGACGACGAGCAAGUCAUGUCCCCAAUGCCUGUGGUGUCGAGAUCUCAUGCAGAUCCUCCUCCCCUUGCUGGCUUGUCUCAGAAUCCGCUUGUGGUUGAUGAGGGAGAUUCGGCACACACUCACGAAGAUAAUCAGGCAAGGCAUGGAUUGAAAAGGAAGAGGGUUAUGCUCGAUUUCAUUGAUUUAACAUAG